Spodoptera littoralis (African cotton leafworm) is the source of this 1308-nucleotide messenger RNA. The record is from the annotation of a GenBank genome assembly. NCBI's taxonomy places the organism in Eukaryota, Metazoa, Arthropoda, Insecta, Lepidoptera, Noctuidae.
AUGGAGGGGCUGCCUUCGGGUGAUAUACAGGCGAAGUACCAGAAAUUGGCGGCGGAGUAUUCGAAAUUGCGGGUGCAUGUAAAGGUGCUAAAGAAAGGAGUUCUAGAUGAGCAGGCUAAGUCGAAUGAGUUGCGGGAAACACUUAAGGAUAAGGAGAAAUCCUUGAGAAAAGGGGAGUUGGAGAUAGAUUCAUUGACAUUCAGAAACCAGCAGUUGACGCGGCGGGUGUCUGUCCUUCAGGAUGAACUCGAUGCGUUGCAGUUAAAAUUGACAAAGAAAUCAAAAAACAAAGGUGAUGACAAACAGCAGGCGACAGUCAGUAGCGCACCUGCAUUAGACUCGGGACUUCUACAAGAAGAGCUACAGAAGAAGAUUAUUGAGAAUGCGCAGUAUGCUUCACAGCUAUCAGACAAAGUAUUCGAAGUAUCUCAGUUGAGGGCAUCACUGGAGGACUACCAGAGACUCAUCAGUGAGAGUGACAAUAAAUACAAAUGCGAGAUAGCAAAGCUGAAGAAUAAGAACCAGGAGUUGCAGUACUCACUAGAGGAGGCUCAGAGGGAGAGGAUAGGAGGCACUCCGAAUAAGAUACACCUGGCUACUAGCAGUCAGACUGCAAGCUGUAAUGGAGACUUCUUGUCUGAAGGAGGGAGUUUGGUGGGCAGUGAAGACGCGCUUAGUUCUGUAGAAGAUAUGAAUGUUACUGAGCAGCUCAGUAUAAAAGCUCAUUCAUUAGAACAGGAAAACCAAAAACUAAAAAUGGAGUUCGAAAUGCUUCGAAUGGAAAACGAGAGUCUGAAAUUAGAGGUAGCAAAAUAUGUAUCCGCUUCACAAAAGAGGAGAGGGGACGGUCAUGAUUCCGGUGACUUCAACACUUUUGGGGAGACCUCCGUGGAUGCUGAGGGAAGGGUCACAGGUCUACUGGGUAGCCUCCAGGUACCCUUCCUCCUUACCCAGGAGAUAGAGACCAGGGAAGAAAGAAUGAAGACAUACUUUAGGAAUAAGAUUAGCGAACUGAAGAUAGAAAAAGAAGAAUUGAAGAGUAAGACUGAACAUUAUGUUAAAGAGUGUGAGAUGUUACGACUCCGGUUCGAAGAGAUGGAGAGAGAUAAACAGAGCAACGAGCACACGUUGAGUGAGAAACACAACACUAUCAGUAGACUGGAAGAAGAGCUCCAUUCAACGUCGCACAACUAUGAGGAACAGAUGUCAGUUCUGACGGAGCACGUGGCAGGUCUCAACGAGCAACUGACGAGACAACACGACGAGAUACAACUACUGAAGCAUGCGCUUAACACUAGGAAGAAGUAA